AUGAUGGGCAGGACGGAACUGAUCGCUGGCAAGACCGGCAGUUGCUGUCGAGGAUCUCGUAAUCAUCAGCGUCUUCUUGCUCGUCCUGCUGCUUCAUGUCAUUGGAGAGAUCGUGACGGAUGCGCCAGAUACGGGGAGGAGGGGCAGUGGCUAGCGAGUCGUAAUGGUGAUGGCUGCAGGCGUCGUGAGGGCCUGAAGAGGCUGGCCAGCUGUGCCUUGGGCCCGUGGCUAGCAAGAUGUGCUUCUGGAGAUGGAUAGUGUACAUAUGCCGG
Microdochium trichocladiopsis is the source of this 272-nucleotide messenger RNA. RefSeq lists its product as uncharacterized. The record is from RefSeq and is a predicted model, not a curated record. The transcript has a single exon. Lineage: Eukaryota; Fungi; Ascomycota; Sordariomycetes; Xylariales; Microdochiaceae. The coding region runs from base 1 to 258 and encodes 85 amino acids.